CGUAGAAGGUUCUCCCCGGAGAAAGUUGAGUAAACCCCGGAGAAAGAUCUUAAGAACAUUUCCCCUAAUCGGGAGUAAUCCUCUCCGACUUAGAUGUAGUUAGAGAUUGAUUUCCGACUCUGACUAAUCCAACCCAGUGAACAGGGAUUAUUUUGUUUACCCUAAGGAGAUAAGUUCUCAAGUUUGGAGAAAUCCUAACUUUUGCGUCUCUAAAGGCAAGAAGAGUGUUUAAAACAAUAAAAUAAUUAGUUACUUCAAAUAUUGAACAUGGAGUGAUAAUAGGACAGACAUGGCCUGUAAUGUGACUCCGUUUCGUGAUAUGGAGAGUGAGGUGAACCUUUCUGCGUAUCCAUAUCCAGGGAACAAAACUCUAGAUACAACCUGGGAUACAGGGCAGUAUCUGAAGAUACUCGGAGUAUGUGGGACAGUUCUCAUCUCAAUAUUUGGAAACGUUCUUGUCAUCCUUGCUGUCGUUAGACACAGAGCAAUGAGAACCACAAUAAACUUCUACCUGGUGAACCUAUCCAUAGCUGAUCUUCUCAUCUCAGCCUGGUGUCCCUGGACAUCAUUGAUACAACAGGUUCUAUCUCCCUCCUCUCUGUAUAUCCUGCCUCCUAUAUUCUGUAAGUUGGAUGUGUUCUAUAGAGUACUCUGUACAGUGGCUAGUGUACUUACACUCUCAGCUAUAUCCUUUGAUAGGUUCCUGGCGGUUAUAUUCCCCCUGCAAACCAGGGUAACACAGAGGAAAGCAAGGUACUUGAUUGUAAUGGUUUGGAUCUCUGCUCUAACAGUAGCAUCUCCUUUCCUUCUCUACAGAAGAGUUACAGUGUUCAGAUGGGAGGAUUUUACUGAGGUCUCAUGUCACGAGGUGUUCCCUACUACAGUGUACUGCGAUCCAAUAACAAACAAACAAAUCAUCACAAACACGGCAAAGAAAAUAUUCUAUUCUAUCGUAACAAUAGUGAUGUACCUGGUCCCAGUACUGGUUAUGAGUGUAUCCUACACUAUGAUUCUGAUUAAACUGUUCUGCAGAACGCAACCAGGAGAACGUGUAGAGGGUAGACAGAACCUAACCUAUCAGUCUCAGCAGAAACGUAAAGUAGUGAAGAUGGUUGUUAUGGUUCUCCUUGUAUUUGUUGUAUGCUGCUCUCCUAUUCAACUACUCAUGGCGUCUGCAAUCUUUAGAACAGAUGCUCAGCUGCCCAGCUGGUUGGGAUCAUACAAGUUCUGGAUUGAAUUCAUGUCGUACUCUCACACCAUGCUCAAUCCUAUCAUAUACGUCAUCUUCAGCAACAACUUUAGGCAGUCCUUCAUUAACAUGCUCUCCUGCAACAACAAGGAGAUAAACAGAGAUAUGGACAGAAACUCUUCAGUUCAGCGCCGCGUAUCUUGGAGACGAGGUUCAUUAAAGAAUCAGCCUCGACCUCUGAAUCAGCCUCGACCUAUAGCUCUGCGGAAUCUGCAACCCCCGAGGGUUGUAGAACUUGAGAUAAACAGUAGACGAGAAGGAGAAGGUUUCCAGGAGGAGACAAAUACAACCCCGUUCUAAUCCUACCUAAACCCGUUCUAAUCCUACAUAAUCCCGUUCUAAUCCUUCCUAAUCCCGUUCUAAUCCUACCUAAUCCCGUUCUAAUCCUACCUAAUCCCGUUCUAAUCCUACCUAAGCCCGUUCUAAUCCUUCCUAAUCCCGUUCUAAUACUUUCUAGUUCAGUUUAAAUCAUUCUUAGUACAGCUCUAAUCAUUCCUAGUCCCGUUCUAUUCCUUCCUAUAUCCGUUCUAGUCUUUAUUAAUCUUUCCUAUAUCCGUUCUAGUCCUUCUUAAUCCUUUGUAUAUCCGUUCUAAUCCUUCUUAAUCCUUUAUAUAUCCAUUCUAAUCCUUCUUAAUCCUUUGUAUAUCCGUUCUAAUCUUGUAU
Molecule: messenger RNA, 1912 nt
Organism: Eurytemora carolleeae
Lineage: Eukaryota; Metazoa; Arthropoda; Copepoda; Calanoida; Temoridae
Product: substance-P receptor
Exons: 12
Coding region: 290-1549 (419 amino acids)
Biological process (GO): G protein-coupled receptor signaling pathway
Cellular component (GO): membrane
Molecular function (GO): G protein-coupled receptor activity
Source: RefSeq, a predicted model, not a curated record